AUGGCUCCCAAACCGGACACGCCGUUCCGCUCGGCGGACAUGAGCAUGGUCCAGCUGUACAUUUCCAAUGAAAUUGGCCGCGAAGUCGUCAAUGCUCUGGGCGAGCUGGGUCUCGUGCAGUUCCGCGACCUCAAUGCCGACCUGACCGCCUUCCAGCGCGUCUUUACCCAGGAGAUCCGCCGCCUCGACAACAUCGAGCGCCAGCUGCGCUACUUCCACGCGCAGAUGGAAAAGGCGGGCAUCCCGCUGCGCAAGAUCGACCCAGAUGAGAACCGGCUGCAGCCGCCGACGACGGCCGAGAUCGACGAGCUGGCCGAGCGCAGCCAGAGCCUGGAACAGCGUAUCUCCUCGCUCAACGAGAGCUACGAGACGCUGAAGAAGCGCGAGCAGGAGCUUACCGAAUGGCGCUGGGUGCUGCGCGAGGCCGGCGGCUUCUUCGACCGCGCCCACGGCAGCGUCGACGAGAUCCGCGCCAGCACCGACGGCAACCCCGACGACGACGCCCCGCUGCUGCACGACGUCGAGCAGCACAUUACCGCGCCUGAGGUCGAGCGGUCAUUUUCGGGAAUGAACAUUGGUUUUGUCGCUGGCGUGAUUGCCCGUGACCGGGUUGCUGCUUUCGAGCGCAUUCUGUGGCGCACGCUCCGCGGCAACCUGUACAUGAACCAGGCCGAGAUCCCCGAGCCGCUGAUCGAUCCGACCAACAACGAGCCCGUGACGAAGAAUGUCUUCGUCAUCUUUGCCCACGGCAAGGAGAUCCUGGCCAAGAUUCGCCGCAUCUCGGAGUCCAUGGGCGCCAAUAUCUACAAUGUCGAUGAGAACAGCGACCUGCGUCGCGACCAGGUGCACGAGGUUAACGCCCGCCUGCACGACGUGCAGAGCGUGCUGCGCAACACCCAGCAGACGCUGGACGCCGAGCUGACGCAGAUCUCGCGCUCGCUGGCUGCUUGGAUGAUCCUAGUCGCCAAGGAGAAGGCCGUCUAUAACACGCUCAACCUGUUCUCCUACGACCGCGCCCGCCGCACCCUCAUCGCCGAGGGCUGGUGUCCGACCAACGACCUCCCGCGUAUCCGUGCCACUCUGCAGGACGUGACCAACCGGGCUGGCCUGUCGGUGCCAUCCAUCAUCAACGAGAUCCGCACCAACAAGAAGCCGCCGACCUACCUCAAGACAAACAAGUUCACCGAGGCCUUCCAGACUAUCGUCAAUGCCUACGGCACCGCCACCUACCAGGAAGUCAACCCCGCCAUCCCGGUCAUCGUCACCUUCCCCUUCCUCUUCGCCGUCAUGUUCGGUGACCUGGGCCACGCCCUCAUCAUGCUGUGCGCCGCCCUCGCCAUGAUCUACUGGGAGAAGCCCCUGAAGAAGGUCACCUUCGAGCUCUUCGCCAUGGUCUACUACGGUCGAUACAUCGCGCUGGUCAUGGCCAUCUUCUCCGUCUAUACCGGUCUCAUCUACAACGACAUCUUCUCCAAGUCCAUGACGCUGUUCAAGUCCCAAUGGGAGUGGGACGUGCCCCCGGAUUACAGGCCGGGCAUGACCGUCGCCGCCAAGCUCCGCGAGCCGACCGGCUACCGCUACCCCUUCGGCCUGGACUGGCGCUGGCAUGGGACGGAGAACGACCUGUUGUUUACGAACUCCUACAAGAUGAAAAUGUCCAUCAUCCUCGGCUGGGCACACAUGACGUACUCCCUGUGCUUCUCGUACAUCAACGCGAAGCAUUUCAAGAAGCCCUACGACAUCUGGGGCAACUUUGUCCCCGGCAUGAUCUUCUUCCAGGCUAUCUUCGGCUACCUCGUUAUCUGCAUCGUGUACAAAUGGACGGUGGACUGGUUUGCCAUCGGGAAGCAGCCUCCGGGUCUGUUGAAUAUGCUCAUCUACAUGUUCCUGCAGCCAGGGUAUGUCGAUCCCAAUGAGCAAUUGUACCCCGGGCAGAGGUAUGUGCAGGUAUUCUUGUUGUUGCUUGCGUUUGCGCAGGUACCGGUGUUGUUGCUGCUUAAGCCGUUGUGGCUGAGGUGGGAGCAUAAUCGCGCUAGGAGCAAGGGGUAUCGGGAAAUUGGGGAGCGGGAUGCACGGGUAGUAGUGCAUGCGCUUGAUGAUGAAGAGGAGGAAGGGGAGAGUAGUCAUGUUAAUGGCAGGCAAAGUCUGGGUGAGGCUGGUGCUAUGAUUGCGCAGGAUUUGGAUCGGGAUGAUGAGGAUGAGGGACAUGGUGGUGGACAUGGCGAGCAUGGGGAGGAGUUUGAUUUCGGUGAGGUCAUGAUUCAUCAGGUUAUUCAUACCAUCGAAUUCUGCCUUAACUGCGUCUCCCACACAGCUUCCUACCUCCGUCUGUGGGCUCUCUCCCUCGCCCACCAACAGCUCUCUGCCGUGCUGUGGUCCAUGACAAUGGGUCCAGCGCUGAAAAUGACGGGCAUCGGCGGCGCCAUCUUCCUCGUUAUUGUCUUUGCGGCCUUCUUCCUGCUCAGCUGCAUCAUCCUCAUCAUCAUGGAGGGCGUCUCGGCCAUGUUGCAUUCCCUGCGUCUGGCGUGGGUUGAAUCGUUUAGUAAGUUUGCUGAGUUUGCCGGGUGGCCGUUCGCGCCGUUUUCGUUCAAGACGUUGCUGGAGGAGGCGGAGGAUUUGAGGGAGUAUAUUGGGUGA
This is a messenger RNA of Thermochaetoides thermophila DSM 1495, 2637 nucleotides long. RefSeq names its product vacuolar ATPase-like protein. Gene Ontology annotation, biological process: vacuolar acidification; proton transmembrane transport. The record is from RefSeq and is a predicted model, not a curated record. NCBI's taxonomy places the organism in Eukaryota, Fungi, Ascomycota, Sordariomycetes, Sordariales, Chaetomiaceae. The transcript is spliced from 4 exons. Gene Ontology annotation, cellular component: vacuolar proton-transporting V-type ATPase, V0 domain; fungal-type vacuole membrane; vacuolar proton-transporting V-type ATPase complex. Gene Ontology annotation, molecular function: proton-transporting ATPase activity, rotational mechanism; ATPase binding. Bases 1 to 2637 code for a protein of 878 amino acids.